AUGCCCGUGGGCACGGACGUGGGCGCGGGCGACGGCGGAGUCGUCGGCGUCGGGCUCGGAGGAGUGCUGGGUACAGGCGAAGGCUGUGAGCUCGGCGGCGUCGUAGGAGUAGGAGACGGUGGCGUCGUCGGCACCGGCGAGGGCGCUGGCGAGGGAACUGCCGUCGGAGUGGAUGUCGGCAGCUCGGUCGGCGCGGCGAAAGGCCGUUGCGUCGGGACAGAAGUGGGCACUCCAGUGGGUAUCGACGUCGGGACCGGCGUCGGGACCGCUCGAGGAAUGGCCGUGGGAACCGAUGUCGGGACCACGGAGGGCUGA
This is a messenger RNA of Aureococcus anophagefferens, 315 nucleotides long. RefSeq lists its product as hypothetical. The transcript has a single exon. The record is from RefSeq and is a predicted model, not a curated record. NCBI's taxonomy places the organism in Eukaryota, Pelagophyceae, Pelagomonadales, Pelagomonadaceae. The coding region runs from base 1 to 315 and encodes 104 amino acids.